AAUAUCAUAAUAAAUCUUAUAUUACUCAUUUUUAUCGUUAUUAACUGAAAUCGUUUGGCUCAAUGUUUGUACAUUGUUAAACCUAAUUUUUUUUAACAGAGGCUAAAAUGAAAAAUAAAAUAUUCGUAAAAAGAGUCCUUGUUUUCGUCUAAAUCUCCCCCUAUUAACUAUGAAAACAAACGAAUCGAAAUGUACCGCAGCCCGUCGUCCCUCGUCUGUUGACGUCAUCCUGCGUCAUAAACCUGCGACUGUGUCAGUCAGUUAACGGGCGAAGGGCAUUAGUGGUACAUAAAUCGUGAAAGUAUCCACGGUUCAUUCGUCACACCAGAGCCUGUUUGUUUUCACCUGAAACAUUGAACCACCAGCUUCUCAGGACCACCCGGCCUUCACAGUAACACCACUUUCUAACAGCCAGGAUCAUCCCGAGAGGGGAGAGACAUUCGUUGAAGAGAUUUCAUCGGACAGAGCCUCCACUUCUUCUGUGUUUAGUGCCUCUAACAGUCUCGAUCAUCUUCUAUGGAUUUGGCAGAUUCCUGAGCAGGAAGGAUGACAUCAGAGGCUGUUGUCUCCACAUCUCCUGCUAUAAGCAGUGGCACCCCUGCCAAGUGGGACUACCACAUUCUUCGGUCCUUGGUAGCUGGAGGUGUGGCAGGAUGCUGUGCCAAGUGUACCAUAGCUCCUAUGGACAGGAUCAAGAUUCUCCUUCAAGCCCAGAACCCCCAUUACAGACACCUUGGAGUGUUUGCAAUUGUGAAAGCCUUGCCAAAGAAAGAAGGCUACUUAGGCUUCUACAAGGGUAAUGGGGCAAUGAUGGUCCGCAUAUUUCCCUAUGGAGCCAUCCAGUUUGUGGCCUUUGAAACAUAUAAAGAGCUGCUAGGUAAACUGGUCGGGAUCUCUGAACACAUACACUCCCUCAUUGCAGGAGCUAUGGCAGGGAUGACUGCGGUAAUAUCCACCUACCCUUUGGACGUUAUCAGAGCUAGACUGGCCUUCCAGGUGACAGGAGAGCAUCGAUACACUGGAAUUGCAAAUGCCUUCCAUACCAUCUACUUUAAGGAAGGGGGCAUCUUGGGCUUCUACAAGGGACUCACUCCAACACUUAUUGGAAUGGCUCCUUAUGCAGGUUGCUCGUUUUACACCUUCAGCACGCUGAAGAGCAUGGGGUUGAAACAUUUCCCAGAGAUGCUGGGACAGCCCUCCUCAGACAACCCUGAUGUCCUCAUUCUGAAAACGCACGUUAACAUUCUGUGUGGGGGGAUUGCCGGUGCCAUCGGUCAGACAAUAUCGUACCCUUUGGAUGUGGCUAGGAGAAGAAUGCAGCUAGGAACCGGGCUUCCUGACUCCGAGAAAUGUUCAUCUCUGAGAAAAACGCUGACGUAUGUGUACAAAGAGUUUGGCAUCAAGAAGGGAUUGUACCGAGGCCUUUCUCUCAACUACAUCCGCUGCAUCCCAUCCCAGGCAGUGGCCUUCACCACCUAUGAGUACAUGAAGCAGGUCCUCCACCUGAACUAGUCACUGGUUCUAUCCAUCAUGAGUCUGCACUCGGGCCUGUACACUUUGGGACCUUAAACAGAUCAACCUUGAUGCUUGCAACAGAAAGUGAUCUGAAGCUAACUCGAUACGUCUUAAAUCGCCUUUUCCUCGAGUCCACUAAAGGCACCAGGAGAGUCAGCUCACACUGAAAAAGGAAACAGGAUAUCAGACAGUAAGCCACUCAUCAUCUGUCCCAUUCAGUUCCUUUUUACUUCCUGGUUUUGUACAGUCGCCCACUUCUUAAGAGAAGAUUUACUCAAACAUACGACAUGUGGUUUGAAUUUCUCUCCCUCAUCAGUGUCUCCAUGGAUACAGAUGGUCAGCGGCUCGGGGCGAUGGUGUGCUUUUUAGCGAUGUUGUUGGCAACACCAAAACAACACUCUGAUUGUUUAGAAGCCCCUCAUUCACACAGAUGUCUUCUGACUUGAUUUUAAGAUGUACAUCAGCCUAAAAUGAUCCCGUUUUCAGUUUCUCUCUAGUUGUUCUCCUUUUUACCGACAUGAUAAUGAAAUUGUUGCCUGAAAAUGUGGCUUGAGUUUGAGAAUAUUCUCAUGAUUUACAGUGUGUGCUUUUUCAAAGUUGUGCAUGUUUUAGAUGUAUAGGGCAGCUUUGAGGUGCAUUAACUCAAGGAUAGGUUGUUGUUUCCUCAAAUCUAAAAUCAAUAUAAUCAAUGCAGUGACAAAGCUGGCACUUUAUUUCAGUUCACGAUAACUUAACAUUGUAUUGCCAAACCUGGAAUAGAGCAGGUAAUGUCUGUACUCUUAUCUUUGCUUUGUUUUUAUGUUGGUUAAUAUGCACUCAGAUUUUUAAUUUUGGAGCUCUGAUGAUAUUUAAUUAUUCUGUUUCCUCAGCUGCAAUCAGAAAGAUAUUCUGAAUUCAAGAGGUCAGCAUUUGACAUGAAAUGGAUGUAAGAGGGACGUGAUGGGACUCAGGAGAAAUGUGCACCUCAUUACUGUAGCUUUUCUUCAUUUAUUUAUUGGUUCAGAUACACACAGCCACUGGGUGGCAGUAUUCAUUAUGAAUGUUAUUGUUUACCAUCACAGCUGGACACAAUAUUCUAUAAAUUCACAAAAGACAAGUCAGGGUAGAUUUUUUCUCUAGUUGUCAGAUAAUAAGUUAAAUAUGUGCACUGUUUUCAACCAAAAUGUUGCAUGAGCCAUUGUCUCUGCAUUUAAGAAAGACAUUUAUCAAUGAUGAACUGGACCAUAACGCUCAACCUUAAAGUCACCACAGAUGUUUACAUGCGUCUUUUCAGUCAAACUCCCCUUUUCAGCCAAACUCCCCUUUUCAGCCAAACUCCCCUUUUCAGCCUCUUUUCUUUGUCUGCAUUUAAUAUCUUUCUUCACCAGAUUGAUUCAUGUGUUUCCUAAGAGUUUUAAACCAAGUAUAUGAAUGGGGGGAAAUUGCAGAGAGCCAACAGUGUGCAACCUUUAUUGCGUGGUAAAAUGAAAUGUCACAGUUUGCAUGUGUCCCCUAUACACUUUUCAGUUCAUUUAAAUUGAAUAACUGCCAGAGGGGCUGCAAACUAGCAAAUAUAUAUUUUUAGAAAUGCAAAAAAAAAGAUUUGUGAAAAAUAUUUUGUAUCAUUUCACAGCACAGCCUCUAAUUACAAGUUGAUUAACAUUCAACCCCCACACCCAUCCUCCAACAUACUGUGUCGUCUGUCGAUUGUAGUAAAUAAAAAGAGUAGGAGAGCAACCUGAUUUGGCUUUAGAGUACAUUCACACAAAUGAGAAGUUCCAGCCACUAUUUCUAGAACAAAAUGUAGUAGUCCGUAACACUUCUGCUUAUUGUGAUGCCACUCAUCUUCAGUGCGGUUGUGCUUUCAUGUAUUUCUCCUUUGGUUUCCUAUUUGGUGUCGAAUACAUGAUCCUACUCUGUUAUUGCAGUUUUUUAAGUAUCCCAUCAACAAUUUCAGCAACACAUGAUUAAGGCAAGACAUUUGGAUACAUAAAUGUAUGUAAAACUACACUGUACAACUUUAUUAAGCUAUAUGUGAUGUGACUGAAAGAUUAAGCCUAGUUUUCAGAAGGAUUGAACAAAUGAAAAUGCCAUUUUUAUGUUUGUCAGUUUUAUUUUCUCUAUUUGUACAUGUUCAGUUUUGCCUUUUAAGCAGUGUCUGAAUUACAUUACAUGCCAUCUUGAAACAGUA
Messenger RNA from Eleginops maclovinus (Patagonian blennie), 3685 nucleotides. It is a transcript of the gene slc25a16, whose product is annotated as solute carrier family 25 member 16. The transcript has 10 exons. Gene Ontology annotation, cellular component: mitochondrial inner membrane. Gene Ontology annotation, biological process: mitochondrial coenzyme A transmembrane transport. The record is from RefSeq and is a predicted model, not a curated record. Lineage: Eukaryota; Metazoa; Chordata; Actinopteri; Perciformes; Eleginopidae. Gene Ontology annotation, molecular function: coenzyme A transmembrane transporter activity. Bases 547 to 1512 code for a protein of 321 amino acids.